AUGUUGUUUAGGCGAAUCAUUACAUAUAUUUGGCUUAGACCAUCCAGAGGCAACAUUGGCAACAUAACAUCAACCACAACAAUUCAGAGCAUCAAAAAUGAUGAUUCUAUGUCCCUUGGGCAAGAGAAAACCACCACCAUUGACGGUUCCGAGGCCGAGCCCAGCAAUGGUGGUGUACCAUCGGAGCAAGCAGAAAGCGCAGAACAAAACAAGAGACGCGCUAUCUGCAGCGGUUCCAUUGAGAACGAGCUCUUGAAUCCGGCUGCUAUUCACUUUCCACCUCCAGAUUCUGACAAUCAUUUUGUGGUACAGUCCUUCGAUAUUAGCAUUGCCCUCUUCAAUUUCCAACGAUCGAUUCUCAGUAAUAAAUGGAAAUUAACUCUUAAAGACCAUAUGCACUCCACCAUGGCAGUCCAUUCAAUUCUCUUUUUAUAUGCUGUAUAUGUUAUAACUAUUGAAGGCACAUAUGGAAUCAAAAAGCCUCGAUUUCCCAUAGACACCAUCAUUAGGAUCCUCACUAUUAUUCAAGAAGUUUCAACAAACAUCAUGAGUCGGCAUAAAGGUAUUAUGCAGCUCAUUGAUCUCGAUCUUCCGUCAAAACAAGCCAGACUCGUCAAGUCCAUCAUCUAA
Molecule: messenger RNA, 630 nt
Organism: Mycotypha africana
Lineage: Eukaryota; Fungi; Mucoromycota; Mucoromycetes; Mucorales; Mycotyphaceae
Exons: 3
Coding region: 1-630 (209 amino acids)
Source: RefSeq, a predicted model, not a curated record